AUGCUCCAAGAAAGGCUGCGCGUCCUCGUCGUCGGCAACGGCGGUCGUGAGCAUGCCCUUGCUUGGAAGCUGAGUCAGUCUCCCUCGGUCGACAUCGUCUAUGUCGCUCCGGGCAAUGGCGGCACCGGACUGGGAACCUCACCUAAGAUCGUCAAUGCCAACGUGAAAGGUGAUGACUACCCAGGUCUGGUGGCACUGGCGCAGAAGCACAAUGUCAAUCUUGUCGUUCCUGGGCCCGAAGCGCCCCUGGUGGAUGGCAUUCAAGGCUACUUUCAAGCUGUGGGAAUCAGAUGUUUUGGCCCGUCCAAGGCUGCCGCUCGCAUGGAAGGCUCUAAAGCUUUUGCCAAGGACUUCAUGAAACGCCACCAAAUUCCAACAGCACAGUACGAGAACUUCACCGACUAUGAAGCUGCGCGGAAGUACCUCGAUUCCGUCACCCACGACGUGGUCAUCAAAGCCAGCGGCCUGGCUGCCGGGAAAGGCGUCAUCAUUCCUACAUCGAAGGAGGAGGCACACGCCGCACUACGAGAGAUCAUGCUCGACCGCCAGUUUGGUGCAGCGGGCGAUGAAGUUGUCAUUGAAGAAUACCUUGAGGGAGAUGAGCUGAGCAUCUUGACCUUCAGUGACGGCUACACAAUCAAAUCGCUUCCGCCGGCUCAGGACCACAAGCGCGUAUUUGACGGUGACAAGGGACCAAAUACAGGAGGCAUGGGGUGCUAUGCACCGACGCGGAUUGCUUCGAAGGAGGCCCUGGAAGAAAUUGACCGGGUCAUAGUCCAGCCCACGAUCAACGGAAUGAGAAGAGAAGGCUUUCCUUUCGUGGGUAUCCUCUUCACUGGUCUGAUGAUGACGAAGAAUGGCCCCAAGGUCCUUGAAUACAAUGUUCGAGGCGGAGACCCCGAAACCCAGACCAUUCUCCCGCUGCUAAGCGACGACACGGAUUUGGCGGAGAUUAUGGUCGCCUGCACGGAGCACUGGUUAGACGGCGUAACGAUUAAGGUCGAACCCAAAUUCUCCACGACCGUCAUCGCAGUGGCAGAGGGAUACCCCGGGUCGUACGCCAAGGGCCGUCCUAUCACGUUGGAUCCGGUCCCAGAGGACACCAUGAUUUUCCAUGCGGGAACUACUCUCGUCGACAAUGUGUUGAAAACGUCCGGCGGGCGCGUUAUUGCUGCCACUGCUGUGGCGCCAACUCUUGAGGAGGCUGUGCGCAAGAGCUACGUCGGUAUCUCCACGAUUCACUUCGAGGGCAUGUUCUACCGCAAGGAUAUCGCCCAUCGGGCCUUUAGGGACGCCGCAAAACCCAGCGAGGGUCUUACAUACGCUGCCGCAGGUGUCUCCAUUGAUGCUGGAAAUGAUCUCGUCAACAGAAUCAAGUCGUCCGUGGCACGCACCCGCCGGCCGGGCUCUGACGCUGUCAUCGGCGGCUUUGGAGGUACCUUCUCCCUUGCAGCGGCGAACUCGUCCUUCCAUCCUCAUUCCCCAACCCUGAUCGGCGCUAUCGACGGCGUCGGAACGAAGCUUAAAAUUGCACACGCCGUGGGUGUGCACAACACCGUCGGCAUUGAUCUGGUUGCGAUGAACGUCAACGAUCUGGUUGUGCAGGGUGCGGAGCCACUUUUUUUCCUGGAUUGCUACUCCUGCGGCAAGCUGGAAGUCGAUACAGCUGCUGCAUUCGUAUCCGGUGUGGCAGAUGGCUGCGUACAGGCCGGGUGUGCGCUCAUUGGUGGCGAGACAGCCGAGAUGCCGGGCUUGUUCACCGAUGGCGCCUAUGAUGCCGUGGGAGCUGCAGUGGGAGCCAUUAACACGGCCGGUGAACACGCUCGAACCAUUCUCCCCGACACGGCCUCCAUGAAGCCGGGCGAUGUCUUGCUUGCCCUGGCCUCCUCGGGCCCGCACUCCAAUGGAUACUCUCUCAUCCGGAAGAUCGUUGAGCGAUCUGGCCUGCGCUACGAGGACGAGGCACCCUUCUCGAUGCUCUCGUCUUCCUCGAAACUCACCCUGGGUGCCGCCCUCCUCACACCAACCCGCAUCUACGUUAAGCCUCUCCUGAAAGCCCUCGAGGUAUCGUCUCGUGACGGCAGCAAAACCUUAUCUGCCAUCAAGGGCAUGGCGCACAUCACCGGCGGCGGGCUCGUGGAGAACGUGCCGCGGAUGCUGCCGCCGACGCUGGCGGCCCACAUUGACGUCUCGACGUGGGAACUGCCGCCGGUAUUCCAAUGGCUGAAGAAGACGGGCAACGUGUCCAGCAAGGAGAUGUCGCGCGCCUUCAACUGCGGUGUCGGCAUGGUCCUCGUGGUGGACAAAGACAGCGUUGCUGCCGUGCAGGAGAUCCUCGAGAAGGAAGGCGAGACAGUGUACCGAGUCGGAGAGCUGAAGAUCCGGAGUAACGGCGAGGAGGGCUGUAUCUUGACCGGAUUGGAGAGAUGGGAUUGA
This is a messenger RNA of Rasamsonia emersonii CBS 393.64, 2436 nucleotides long. Its product is annotated as Phosphoribosylformylglycinamidine cyclo-ligase. Gene Ontology annotation, cellular component: cytosol. Gene Ontology annotation, molecular function: phosphoribosylamine-glycine ligase activity; ATP binding; phosphoribosylformylglycinamidine cyclo-ligase activity. Gene Ontology annotation, biological process: 'de novo' IMP biosynthetic process; adenine biosynthetic process. The transcript is spliced from 3 exons. The record is from RefSeq and is a predicted model, not a curated record. Bases 1 to 2436 code for a protein of 811 amino acids. Lineage: Eukaryota; Fungi; Ascomycota; Eurotiomycetes; Eurotiales; Trichocomaceae.